ACCACGAAGCACAUGGAACCCACGGACUACACGAGGACAGAGGUCUGUUCUCCCUUUACCUCUCCCAUUUCUUCAACUAUGCUUCUCUCGGCUGGCAUGCCCUUUCCUCAUCUCACUCCACACACGAACAGGUUUAGCAAAUAAUAUGCACGCUGCUGGGACGGGCCCAAGCAUUUCCCUCCCUUGAUAGGGCGGAACUAAAAUGCAAGCCCCACAGUUGUCAGCAAAGGACUUCCCUGUUACCAUGGUAAAGCCGCUGCGCCUUUAUUGUGGUUGAGGAGUACUUGCAUCAACCUAAGAGAAAAUUAAUAAGAAGGAAGUCUGCAGGCUGAAACCCUUCAAAUUAGCCUGGACUCGCCUGCAUCUGGCUCGGAACAGAGUUAAUCUCAGGAGUGAGAAUAUAGCCCUCCGGUGGACGCAACUCGCGCCUGCGGCUAACAGAAUGUCUCCAGGGGAGGGGCUCUGCGUCCGUUCCGCCCAGGCCCUUCCGGCUCACGCGCCGUACGGAAGCGUGCUCAGCGCUGGGCCUGUGCUCCGUACGGAAGUGUGCUUUGGCGCACCGGAAGCCGACUCAACAGAGCUAUGGCGGGUUUGACUGUGAGAGACCCAGCGGUGGAUCGUUCUCUACGUUCUGUGUUCGUGGGGAACAUUCCUUAUGAAGCUACUGAAGAGCAGUUGAAGGACAUCUUUUCUGAGGUUGGACCUGUUGUUAGUUUCAGAUUGGUAUACGAUAGAGAGACAGGAAAGCCAAAGGGUUAUGGCUUCUGUGAAUACCAAGACCAAGAGACAGCACUUAGUGCCAUGCGGAACCUGAAUGGGCGCGAAUUCAGUGGGAGAGCACUUCGAGUGGACAAUGCUGCCAGUGAAAAGAACAAAGAAGAGCUGAAGAGCCUUGGCACUGGUGCCCCUGUCAUUGAGUCACCUUAUGGAGAGACCAUCAGUCCUGAGGAUGCCCCUGAGUCCAUUAGCAAAGCAGUUGCCAGCCUUCCACCAGAGCAGAUGUUUGAGCUGAUGAAACAAAUGAAGCUCUGUGUCCAGAAUAGUCCCCAGGAGGCACGGAACAUGUUACUUCAGAACCCUCAACUGGCUUAUGCUUUGCUGCAAGCACAGGUAGUGAUGAGAAUUGUGGAUCCGGAAAUUGCCCUGAAAAUUCUGCAUCGCCAGACAAAUAUCCCAACGCUGAUUGCAGGCAACCCUCAGCCAGUCCAUGGUGCUGGGCCUGGCUCAGGAUCCAAUGUGUCAAUGAACCAGCAGAAUCCUCAGGCCCCUCAGGCCCAGUCUUUGGGUGGAAUGCAUGUCAAUGGCGCACCUCCUCUGAUGCAAGCUUCUAUGCAGGGUGGAGUUCCAGCACCAGGGCAAAUGCCAGCUGCUGUCACAGGACCUGGCCCUGGUUCCUUAGCUCCUGGAGGAGGAAUGCAGGCUCAGGUUGGAAUGCCAGGAAGUGGACCAGUGUCCAUGGAACGGGGGCAAGUGCCGAUGCAAGACCCCAGAGCAGCUAUGCAGCGGGGAUCCUUGCCUGCGAAUGUCCCAACCCCUCGAGGCUUGUUAGGAGAUGCUCCGAAUGAUCCACGGGGAGGCACUUUACUUUCUGUAACUGGAGAGGUAGAGCCUAGAGGUUACUUGGGACCACCUCAUCAGGGUCCACCCAUGCACCAUGUCCCUGGCCAUGAGAGCCGAGGACCACCCCCACAUGAACUGAGGGGAGGGCCAUUACCCGAGCCCAGACCUCUAAUGGCAGAACCAAGAGGACCCAUGCUAGAUCAGAGGGGUCCACCCUUGGAUGGCAGAGGUGGAAGGGAUCCCCGAGGAAUAGAUGCACGAGGGAUGGAGGCCCGAGCCAUGGAGGCAAGAGGGUUAGAUGCCAGAGGAUUAGAGGCCCGUGCAAUGGAGGCCCGUGCGAUGGAAGCUCGUGCAAUGGAGGCCCGAGCGAUGGAGGCCCGUGCAAUGGAAGUCCGAGGGAUGGAGGCCAGAGGCAUGGAUACCAGAGGCCCAGUGCCUGGCCCCAGAGGACCUAUACCUAGUGGAAUGCAGGGUCCCAGUCCAAUUAACAUGGGGGCAGUUGUCCCCCAGGGAUCCAGACAGGUCCCAGUCAUGCAGGGAACAGGAAUGCAAGGAGCAAGUAUACAGGGUGGAAGCCAGCCUGGCGGCUUUAGUCCCGGGCAGAACCAAGUCACUCCACAGGAUCAUGAGAAGGCUGCUUUGAUUAUGCAGGUUCUACAACUGACUGCAGACCAGAUUGCCAUGUUGCCUCCUGAGCAAAGGCAGAGUAUCCUGAUUUUAAAGGAACAAAUACAGAAAUCCACUGGAGCACCUUGAUAGGUUUUCAAAAAUACCUGGCAAGAAAUCUGGAAAUUCUAUAAUUUUGUUGAAAUAUUGAAAAAAGAUGACCUGCAUCCUAACCCUUGAAUGACUCAAAUCAGUGCCAGGUGGAGGACUCCCAUCACCUUCUCUCAGAACAAAAUCACUUCAUUUUAUUGUCUUAGUUUGUAUAUUUUCUGUGACUUGAAAUAAACUUUGAACACAAUUUUAGUACACUGCAAA
Pan troglodytes (chimpanzee) is the source of this 2541-nucleotide messenger RNA. It is a transcript of the gene CSTF2, whose product is annotated as cleavage stimulation factor subunit 2. Gene Ontology annotation, cellular component: mRNA cleavage and polyadenylation specificity factor complex. NCBI's taxonomy places the organism in Eukaryota, Metazoa, Chordata, Mammalia, Primates, Hominidae. The transcript has 14 exons. Gene Ontology annotation, molecular function: mRNA binding. The coding region runs from base 583 to 2316 and encodes 577 amino acids. Gene Ontology annotation, biological process: mRNA 3'-end processing. The record is from RefSeq and is a predicted model, not a curated record.